Messenger RNA from Drosophila innubila, 789 nucleotides. It is a transcript of the gene Cnep1r2, whose product is annotated as nuclear envelope phosphatase-regulatory subunit 1 homolog. Gene Ontology annotation, cellular component: Nem1-Spo7 phosphatase complex; cytoplasm. The record is from RefSeq and is a predicted model, not a curated record. The coding region runs from base 107 to 496 and encodes 129 amino acids. Lineage: Eukaryota; Metazoa; Arthropoda; Insecta; Diptera; Drosophilidae. The transcript has 2 exons.
ACAAAUCAAAUGUGAAAUCUUAUCAAAAUAAGUCAAAAAUUACACAUAUAAGCUGGACAAUUUUAAACACAUCAAGGCAGCCACGAGCAUCGAGGAAAUUGGCGCCAUGGAACCAUCAGCUUGUGAAGAUCUAAAGGCUUUCGAGCGACGUCUCACCGAAGUGGUUUCAUCCUAUAGGCCAUCCACGCUCCGUUGGCGUCUUAUAUUAUCCGCAUUAUCAGUCUGUACGGCAAUAAGUGCUUGGUAUUGGCUGAAGGAUCCCCGCACCACCGUAGUCCCAUUAACGGAAUCACUCUGGAUACAUCCCAUUUUCACCGUGGCCACAGUCACUUUAAUCGUACUCUUCAUAUUGGGCAUACAGAAGCUAGUGGUCGCACCACAGAUCAUAACAUCACGCACCCGAAGUGUGCUCACUGACUUUGCUUUGGAUCUGGAGCCGCACACUGGAAAGUUGAUACUGAAGCCUCGGCAAAGUAACAACAAUGGCAAUACAUGAACCCUUUUCUUAAGGAUUUGAUUUAGUUGAUAGUAUUGAGUAGAACAUGUAAACGCCUUGCCCUAUUAAUAUGAUGACUUCCACGACGAUGGCUUAUUCGCAUCAGACACAAGUUUAGUUUAAUGCAUAUCCAUACAAUUAAAAUCUUAAGUACCUUUCAUUUGGUUAAAUUAUAUAGAAGCUCCAUUGUACAAAAUACCUGUUCAUAAUCGUGUUCAUCUGUUUAGUUACAUAUGGCGUUAUUAUUUUCUGCUGCCAAACAAAGCGACAAAUAAAUGACGUUCUAAUUGAAA